Hemicordylus capensis (graceful crag lizard) is the source of this 2155-nucleotide messenger RNA. RefSeq names its product aldolase, fructose-bisphosphate B (gene ALDOB). The record is from RefSeq and is a predicted model, not a curated record. Gene Ontology annotation, biological process: glycolytic process; fructose 1,6-bisphosphate metabolic process. Bases 142 to 1236 code for a protein of 364 amino acids. Gene Ontology annotation, molecular function: fructose-1-phosphate aldolase activity; fructose-bisphosphate aldolase activity. The transcript has 9 exons. Gene Ontology annotation, cellular component: cytosol. Lineage: Eukaryota; Metazoa; Chordata; Lepidosauria; Squamata; Cordylidae.
AAAGCAGGGGAAAAGUUAACUAGUAACAUGACAUGAAAGGUAUAAAACGUUUCAGAUUUGCAGUAUUUGACCUGUUUGGCUGCAGCCACCUCACCAACAGGAACUUCUGGUAGAGGCAGAGAGAAUUUACCCAAAGCCAUCAUGACCCACCAGUUUCCAGCACUCUCUCCAGAGCAGAAGAAGGCCCUCUCUGACAUUGCUCAGAAGAUAGUGGCUACAGGCAAGGGAAUCCUGGCUGCCGAUGAAUCUGUGGGCACUAUGGGUAAUAGGCUGCAACGGAUCAAAGUGGAAAACACCGAAGAGAACCGCCGUGCCUUCCGAGAUAUCCUCUUCUCUUCAGACAGCUCCAUUAAUCAGCAGAUUGGGGGAGUUAUCUUUUUCCAUGAGACCCUCUAUCAGAAGGACAACACUGGAAAGCUCUUCCCAGCAGUCAUCAAGGACAAAGGAGUAGUAGUAGGAAUCAAGCUGGAUAAAGGAACAGCCCCAUUAGCAGGAACUAAUGGUGAAACCACCAUUCAAGGUCUGGAUGGCCUUGCUGAACGUUGUGCCCAAUACAAGAAAGAUGGAGCCGAUUUUGGCAAGUGGCGUGCUGUGCUGAAAAUCUCUGAAACAACUCCCUCCGCUCUUGCUAUCGAGGAAAAUGCUAACACGCUGGCACGUUAUGCCAGUAUCUGCCAACAGCAUGGACUAGUCCCCAUUGUGGAACCUGAGAUCCUACCUGAUGGAGACCAUGACCUCCAGCGGUGCCAGUAUGUGACUGAAAAAGUGCUGGCUGCUGUUUAUAAGGCCCUGAAUGAUCACCAUGUCUACCUGGAGGGAACACUGCUGAAGCCCAACAUGGUGACUGCAGGACAUGCUUGUCCUAAGAAGUACACCCCCGAAGAAGUGGCCAUGGCCACUGUCACAGCUCUCUCUCGCACUGUCCCUGCUGCUGUUCCUGGAAUAUGCUUCCUUUCUGGAGGCCAAAGUGAAGAAGAAGCUUCCAUCCAUCUCAAUGCCAUCAAUCUGUGCCCUCUGCCUAAACCCUGGAAGCUGACUUUCUCAUAUGGGCGGGCUCUGCAAGCAUCAGCUCUAGCUGCAUGGUCUGGCAAACCUGAGAACAAGAAGGCUGCACAGGAGGCUUUCUGUAAACGGGCAAAGAUUAACGGUUUAGCUUGCAAAGGCCAAUACAUCACCUCUGGAAAGAGCAGUACAGCAGCCACUCAGUCCCUUUUUACUGCCAGCUACACCUACUAGAGCACAGGACACCCAGCUCCUUGCAGUGGCAAGAGAAAAGCCAACAGGAAAAGAUCACCCACUACAUCACUAUAGGAACCUGCAAAGAAAUGGACUGGAAAUAAUAGGCCCCACUGCAUACUCUUAAUAGCAUAAGGGUAAACAAAAAACAAAAAUAACACCCCAAACCUUCCCCACAUCCAUCCAUUUGAGAGAGAGAAAAGGGGGGGUGGGGACAGCUUUUAUGAACCCUUCAUUGACUUUGAUUCACUCUUUGGACGGCUGGUUUUUAGAUGCUCUCCAGGGGAGUAACUAUAAUAAGGCAAGAGGAGACAGUUGUCUGGGGGCCCACUGCCUUGGGGGCCCCCCAGACCCGCCCGGGCUUCCUUCAGUUGUAUUCAUCCUCCAAAAUUGAUGUGAGUGUUAAGAUCUGGAGCUACCAGAACAGCAUGUCUUUCUCUAGUAUCAUUAAAUGAUUUGCAUCGUCCAGAAUUUACAAAACCUUUUGAAAAAUAAUUUAGGAUGAUGUUCUAUUGUGGCACAUAGGUUCUCUCUCUCUCUCUCUCUCUCUCUCUCUCUCUCUCUCUCUCUCUCUCUCUCUCUCUCACACACACACACACACACACACCUAUGCUUUUUAUUACCACUAUUCAGCCUGAUUUAAGAUUUCUUUACUUCAUGAGCUGAGCUUCAGUGAGGGGGGGCAUUUUAAAAUCUUGUCUCUGGGCCCACUCCAACCUUGCUACACCCCUGAUGCUCUCCAUAGCCAACUGGGGAGUUGGACAACUUCCAUCCUCACUGCUGUCAUUAGAAAAAGGAAAAAAAUGAGUAAAAUUGCCCGCCAACUGUUAGAACCACAGCCAAGAGUGAGAAAUGAAAUACCUUUCCUGCAGUAUUUUUUCAUUCCACAAGCUGUGAAUAAACUUCCUGCCAUAGUGAA